UCAAAAUCAUCGAAAUUUACCGAGUAAAAGCAGUAAAACUGUCAAUUGUCAUUUGCUUCAUGCAUUUCAUGGAUUUAAGUGGAUUUAAGUAAAGCUGUAAAUUUACAGUGUUACAAAUGACGAAACAGUGAAAUUGUUAUUAACAAUGGCUUUUUUGGAGUGGCGGCGAUUUAAUUUUUUCGAUCUUAAAAAAGAGGUUGAUUCGGGGAAAAUAGCGCAAGUACUUGCGGGUUCUCGUAUAACUGCCGCAACCAGUGGAAAUGGAAAUUUAGUUUUUGGCGAUAAUUUUGGAAAUGUACAUUUAGUGAACAGGACAUUUGAAGUUGUGACAUUUCGAGCCUACGAAACAACUUUGUCACUCGCCCAACAAGUACAACAUUCCACAUUUCUUUUUACAAUCGGCGAAGACGAACCGGGUUGUAAUCCAACAAUAAAAGUGUGGAAUUUGGCGAAAAAGGAUAAACAGGGUUUUCCAACAUGUGUGAGAAUAAGUCGCGCGAUUCCCAGUUAUCGGGCAGUUCCCGUGAGUUCCUUGUGUGUUCACUCGAGUCUCACCCUUAUGGCCGUUGGUUUCGAGGACGGUUCCAUUAUGCUUUACAGAGGAGACUUGACACGCGAGAGGAAGAAUAAAAUCAGAGUAUUGAAGGAUACAAACACGUCGAUUACGGGAUUGGCGAUAAAAACAACUGGAAAGCAAAAUUAUUUAUUUGUCGUCACGACGAGCAGUGUUUUUCUCUACAAUAUCACGGUGAAGGAUAAGGAAAUUAAAUCAACGUUGGACAGUAUGGGUUGCUCCAGGAAGUGCAGUAUCCUCGCCGAAUCGAAGCAGGACAGUCACUUUAUGAUCGGACGAACAGAUGCAAUUUAUUGUUACACGCCGGACGGUCGUGGACCGUGUUACGCCGUUGAGGGACAAAAAAUAAUGUUGGAAUGGUUCCGAAGUUAUUUGGUGAUAAUUGCAAAGGAAGCGGCUAAUGUUCCGAGAACGUCGACGACAAUUUCGGCAAAGCCGAGUACAAUAGAACCGAUCCCUCCAGGAGCCGAUAAACACAUGAUAACAGUUCUUGAUAUUCAAAAUAAAUUCAUCGUUUUUUCGGCGUCAAUGCUCUCGGUGCAGGCCGUACUUUCCGAAUGGGGAGGAUUUUUCAUUCUCAGCGGUGACAAUAAACUUUAUCAUCUCGACGAAAAGGAUCUUCAAUCGAAACUUUCGCUUUUGUUCAAGAAAAAUCUCUACGACGUUUCAAUACGAAUAGCGAAAAAUCAACAUUAUGACGCGGAGGGUUUGGUGGACAUAUUCCGACAGUAUGGCGAUCAUCUUUACUCGAAGGGCGAUCAUAAUGGUGCAAUUGAACAGUAUAUAAAAACAAUUGGAAGACUCGAACCGUCGUAUGUGAUUAGAAAAUUUUUAGAUUCACAGCAUAUUGAUAAUUUAACGACGUAUUUACAAGCACUUCACAAACAAGGACAAGCGACCGAGGAUCAUACAACUUUGUUGUUGAAUUGCUACACAAAACUCAAUCACACCGAUAAAUUGAAAGAAUUUAUCAUGACAAAGGAUCGAGAAGUUGAUUUCGACGUGGAAAUUGCAAUAAAAGUUUGCCGACAAGGCUCAUCGGAGGACGCAUUGCUUUUGGCUCAAAAACACGCCAAGCACGAAUGGUAUUUGAGAAUCCAAAUAGAGGACAAGGCUGAAUACAAAAAGGCAUUAGAAUACAUGGCUACUUUAAAUUUCGAGGAGGCCGAAUUAAAUAUGAAAAAAUAUGGAAAUAUUCUAAUUGAUAAUGUUCCGAAUGAAGCGACUCAAUUUUUAAAAACUCUUUGCACGAAUUAUUCGGGUAAAAUUCAAGACAAGAUUAAUAUUGAUUCUAGUGAACACGUGGACAGAGCAAAUCCAGAAGAUUUUAUUCAUCUAUUUUUAAAUAAUUCAGAGCGUCUUGUUGAAUUUUUGGAGCAUUUGGUCAAGAAUGAUGGCAAAUGGAGUACUCUUGUUUACAAUACUUUAGUGGAACAUUAUUUACACGUGUGGUCGGCGUUGAAGGACGAAAUUUCCAAAUUACAAUACGAACAAAAAGUCGUUCGCCUUUUGCAAAAUUCGAAUGCAUGCUACGACAAGGAUCAAAUUUUGAUUCUUUGUCAUCAACAUAAUUUUCGACGGGGAAUUCUUUAUCUCUACGAGGAACGAAAAUUAUAUCAAGAAGUACUCCAAUAUCAUUUGAGAGAAGGUGACAGCGAACAAGUUUUAUCGACUUGCAAUCGUUUCGGUCGCCAGGAUCCAAAUUUAUGGGUUCAGGCCCUAUGGAGUGUGGCUAGAAAUAAAAAAGCCCCACCGAAACUCUUGGCUGAUAUUCUUGCGCAUAUUGCCGAGGAGAAAUUAAUGUCACCGCUGAUGGUUAUCGACGCACUUUCGACUUCAUUGACGUGCUCGUUGGGCGACGUUCGUCCCUAUUUGAGCAGCGUUUUACGAACCGAGCACGAACAAACCCAGGCGGAUACAAAAUUAACUGAAAAAUAUCGCCUCGACACUGAAGAAUUGAGAAAGGAAAUUGAAAAAAUUAAAAGCAGCACAAUUAUAUUCCAGAGUUCACGAUGCAGCGCUUGUAAUCAGGAUCUUGAACUGCCUUCUGUUCAUUUUAUGUGCCAGCAUUCGUAUCAUCAACAUUGCUUUCAGAGUUUCUCGGAGAACGAAAACGAGUGUCCGGCCUGUCUGCCGGACAAUAAAAAAUGGUUGGACAUUAUAAAAGCCCAGGAGCAAUCGCGAGAUCUCCACGAGACGUUUCACAGUCUUUUGGAUCGUGCCGAGGAUCCAUUUUCCCUCGUCGCCGAUUAUUUCGGUCGCGGAGUUUUCAAGAAAUUAACCGUCAUCACUGCCGACGAGAAGCCAAACUACAAAGUCGAAGACACCAAUCCCUACAAUACUUAUGGACCCGGAGCCGAGGCCAAAAUUCGUCUCGGCGAAGGGAAAAAUUCCACUCUCGUAAAAUCGGAAAAUCGCCAGACCAUCGGCAACAAUGAUUUUCUUCGGGCAAUAAAUAAGCCGGACAUUUAUUCGUCGUCAUUGGAGGCAAAUAUAACGGGCAGUGGACAAUCGUCGAGAGCGUCGCCGAUACAAAUUCGCGAGGCGAAAAUUGUGAAUAGCGUCACGCCAAAAUCGUCGCCGCAGAAAAAUUUCAUUCCACCAAAAGCGCCAAUAAUACCGGCGAAUAAUCCAUUCAAGGAGGACGAUUACGACGAGGCGAAGAAUCCAUUUGCCGACGACGACAAUGACGACACGAAUCCAUUCAAGGACGAUAUUGACGAUUAUGACAAAAAUCUUAAUCCAUUUGCGAGUUAAGAGAAAUAUUCUUUUUUGUCAAUCUCCCCCUUCGCCUCACAGGUAGUUUUUUAAUUGCCUUCUUUUUAUAUAUUGUACAUAAUUAAUUAAUAUAUUCCUACAGUGAUAAAGAA
This is a messenger RNA of Leptopilina heterotoma, 3444 nucleotides long. It is a transcript of the gene Vps11, whose product is annotated as vacuolar protein sorting-associated protein 11 homolog. Bases 146 to 3331 code for a protein of 1061 amino acids. Gene Ontology annotation, molecular function: protein-macromolecule adaptor activity; protein binding. The transcript is spliced from 16 exons. Gene Ontology annotation, biological process: organelle fusion; intracellular protein transport; vacuole organization. The record is from RefSeq and is a predicted model, not a curated record. NCBI's taxonomy places the organism in Eukaryota, Metazoa, Arthropoda, Insecta, Hymenoptera, Figitidae. Gene Ontology annotation, cellular component: endosome; HOPS complex.